This is a messenger RNA of Phyllostomus discolor (pale spear-nosed bat), 3590 nucleotides long. RefSeq names its product elongation factor like GTPase 1 (gene EFL1). The transcript is spliced from 20 exons. The record is from RefSeq and is a predicted model, not a curated record. Lineage: Eukaryota; Metazoa; Chordata; Mammalia; Chiroptera; Phyllostomidae. The coding region runs from base 133 to 3516 and encodes 1127 amino acids. Gene Ontology annotation, cellular component: ribonucleoprotein complex; cytosol. Gene Ontology annotation, biological process: cytosolic ribosome assembly. Gene Ontology annotation, molecular function: ribosome binding; GTP binding; GTPase activity.
CCCGCCCCUCCCCGCGCGCCGGCGUCCACUCCCAGCGCGGAGCUGUGAACACCUGCGACACGCGCGUGCCGCCGGGCCGGGUGUCUGAGAGGGGCGACGGGCGGCCGGGCGCCCUCGGGAGAAUCAGUGACCAUGGUGCUCAACAGCUUGGAUAAGAUGGUUCAGCUCCAGAAGAACACGGCCAACAUCAGAAACAUCUGCGUUUUGGCUCACGUUGACCACGGGAAAACCACCCUGGCGGACUGUCUCAUAUCCAGCAACGGAAUCAUCUCCAGCCGCCUGGCGGGCAAGUUGCGGUACAUGGACAGCAGGGAGGAUGAGCAGGUCCGCGGCAUCACCAUGAAAUCCAGCGCCAUCUCCCUGCAUUAUGCGGAAGGGAACGAGGAGUACCUGAUCAACCUGAUAGACUCCCCGGGGCACGUGGACUUCUCCUCCGAGGUGUCGACGGCCGUCCGCAUUUGCGACGGGUGCAUCAUCGUGGUGGACGCCGUGGAGGGAGUCUGUCCACAGACCCAGGCGGUUCUGCGACAGGCGUGGCUCGAGAACAUCCGCCCGGUGCUCGUGAUUAACAAGAUAGACCGCCUGAUCGCGGAGCUGAAGUUCACCCCGCAGGAGGCCUACUCCCACCUCAAGAACAUUUUGGAACAGGUCAACGCGCUCACGGGGACGCUCUUCACCUCCAAAGUCCUGGAGGAGAGAGCAGAGAGAGGCGGCGAGCGCCAGGGCAGCCCCCGGGCCGACGCGGCCGAGCUGGUGUACGACUGGAGCGCGGGCCUGGAGCACACGGACGACUCGCACCUCUACUUCGCCCCCGAGCAGGGCAACGUGGUCUUCGCCAGCGCCAUCGACGGCUGGGGCUUCGGAAUCGAGCACUUUGCCAACAUCUACAGCCAAAAAAUUGGCAUAAAAAAGGAAGUCCUUCUGAAAACACUGUGGGGAGAUUAUUACAUAAACAUGAAGGCUAAGAAGAUUAUGAAGGGCGAUCAGGCGAAAGGGAAGAAGCCGCUGUUCGUGCAGCUGAUCCUGGAGAACAUAUGGAGCCUGUACGACGCCGUGCUGAAGCGGGACAAAGAAAAGAUCGACAAAAUAGUGACCUCCCUGGGACUCAAGAUUGGAGCCCGGGAAGCUCGGCACGCAGACCCCAAGGUGCAGAUCAGCGCCAUCUGCAGCCAGUGGCUGCCCGUCUCCCGCGCCGUCCUCGCCAUGGUGUGCCGGAAGCUCCCCAGCCCCCUGGACAUGGCGCCCGAGCGGGUGGAGAAGCUGAUGUGCGCGGGGUCCCAGACGUUCGAGUCCCUCCCCCCGGAGACCCAGGCGCUGAAAGCAGCGUUCAUGCGGUGCGGGAGUGAGGACACGGCCCCGGUCAUCGUCUUCAUUUCCAAGAUGUUUGCGGUCGACGCGAAGGCUCUGCCCCAGAACAGGCCGCGGCCCCUGACUCACGAAGAGAUCGCGGAGAGGCGAGAGCGCGCAAGGCAGAGGCACGCGGAGAGGCUCGCGGCGGCGGCCCAGGGCCAGGCGCCCGUGGGGUCCCCCCCGGACGGGAGCGCCCCGGACGGGAGCCCGGAGGGAGAGGAGCCGAAAGGCGAGGAGCAGCAGCAGGCGGAGAGCGUGACCCCCGACCCCGGGCCGCAGGACGAGAGCGGCCAGGAGACGUUCGUGGCGUUCGCCCGGGUGUUCAGUGGCGUGGCGCGGAGAGGACAGAGCAUCUUCGUCUUGGGGCCCAAGUACAGUCCGGCCGAGUUUCUGCAGCGGGUGCCACGAGGCUUCUCGGCCCCGCCGGACGACCUCCCGCCGGUCCCGCACAUGGCGCGCUGCACGCUGGAGCACCUGUACCUGCUGAUGGGGCGAGAGCUGCAGGACCUGGAGGAGGUGCCGCCAGGGAACGUGCUAGGGAUAGGGGGCCUCCAGGACGUCGUGCUCAAGUCCGCCACCCUGUGCAGCUCGCCCGCCUGCCCGCCCUUCGUCCCGCUCACCUUCGAGGCCACCCCGAUCGUGAGGGUUGCUGUGGAGCCGAAACACCCAAGUGAGAUGCCUCAGCUCGUCAGAGGGAUGAAGCUGCUGAACCAGGCGGACCCCUGUGUGCAGGUUCUGAUCCAGGAGACGGGCGAGCACGUGCUGGUGACGGCAGGGGAGGUGCACCUGCAGCGGUGCCUGGACGACCUGACGGAGAGGUUUGCGAAGAUUCAAAUCAGUGUGUCUGAACCCAUCAUCCCGUUCAGAGAAACGAUCACCAAACCCCCCAAAGUGGACAUGGUCAAUGAAGAAAUCGGCAGACAGCAGAAAGUGGCCGUCAUACACCAAACGAAAGAGGAUCAAAGCAAAAUCCCCGAGGGGAUCCAGGUGGACUCCGACGGGCUUAUCACCAUGACUACCCCUAACAAGUUAGCCACCCUCAGUGUCCGGGCCCUGCCCCUCCCGGAGGAGGUCACCCGGGUGCUGGAAGAGAACAGCGACUUGAUUCGCUCCAUGGAGCAGCUGGCCUCGUCCUCGAACGAGGGCGAGAGCGCUCAGGUGAUGCACCAGAAGACCCGAGAGAAGAUCGGGGAGUUCAAAGGGAAACUAGAGCAACACCUGACAGGGAGGAAAUGGAGGAACACCGUUGACCAAAUCUGGUCCUUUGGCCCAAGAAAAUGUGGGCCCAACAUACUGGUAAAUAGAAGUGAAGAUUUUCAGAGCUCUGUGUGGACCGGCCCGGCCGGCAAAGCGGCCGGAGAAGCCAGCAGGUACCGCGACGUGGCCAACAGCAUCGUGAGCGGCUUCCAGCUGGCCACGCUCUCCGGCCCCAUGUGCGAGGAGCCGCUCAUGGGCGUCUGCUUCAUUCUGGAAAAGUGGGACCUCAGUAAAUUGGAGGAACAGGGAGCAAGUGAUAAACAGGGUCAGGGUCUGGAGGAAGAGGGGCAGGAGGAAGGCGCGGCCCGUUCCGGGGGAGAGGAGAGCCUGGCGCUGCGGGACGGCCCCUCGGGGCCCGGGGAGAAGAGGACGCCCCAGAAAGCAGAGUCGUCCCUGCCCGACUGCUACGGGCCCUUGUCGGGGCAGCUGAUUGCCACCAUGAAGGAGGCCUGUCGCUAUGCCCUGCAGGUGAAGCCGCAGCGCCUGGUGGCGGCCAUGUACACGUGCGACAUCAUGGCGACCAGUGACGUUCUGGGCCGGGUGUACGCCGUGCUGUCGAAGCGCGAGGGCCGCGUGCUGCAGGAGGAGAUGAAGGAGGGCACGGACAUGUUCAUCAUCAAGGCCGUGCUGCCCGUGGCCGAGAGCUUCGGCUUCGCCGAUGAGAUCCGGAAGCGGACGAGCGGCCUGGCCAGCCCGCAGCUGGUGUUCAGCCACUGGGAGGUCAUCCCCAGCGACCCCUUCUGGGUGCCCACCACGGAGGAGGAGUACCUGCACUUCGGCGAGAAGGCGGACUCGGAGAACCAGGCGCGGAAGUACAUGAACGCCGUGCGCAAGCGCAAGGGCCUCUGCGUGGAGGAGAAGAUCGUGGAGCACGCGGAGAAGCAGAGAACGCUCAGCAAAAAUAAGUAGCUGCCCCGGUGGGUCCUCGGCCUCUAAUAAACCAAGGAGGAGCCCCAGGGCUCGGCCCGGGAAACUCGCGUCUG